Messenger RNA from Glycine soja, 616 nucleotides. RefSeq names its product glycine-rich RNA-binding protein 4, mitochondrial. Gene Ontology annotation, molecular function: mRNA binding. The record is from RefSeq and is a predicted model, not a curated record. The coding region runs from base 70 to 483 and encodes 137 amino acids. The transcript has 4 exons. NCBI's taxonomy places the organism in Eukaryota, Viridiplantae, Streptophyta, Magnoliopsida, Fabales, Fabaceae.
GAGUCCAACGCUUGGUGUGAGACAAAUAAGAAACACAGACGUGGUUGAUUGCUUUGUAUAUUUGGAAAUAUGAAGAAGUGCGUGGCGUUUCUUGCCACAACCAUUUGGAAAAGGUUCCACGUUUCUCCUCCUCAAACUCAAUGCCGAUUCUACUGUUCUCCCCCCUCUCAUGCUUCCUCCAACAAGCUCUUUGUGGGAGGGUUGUCAUGGUCAGUGGACCACAAGUCCCUCAAAGAGGCUUUCUCUUCCUUCGGGGACGUCACUGAAGUGACGAUAGUGUAUGAUAAAGACAGUGGCAGGUCUAGAGGCUUUGGAUUUGUCAUUUUUUCAAAUGAAGAUGAUGCUAAAUGUGCAAAGGAUGCAAUGGAUGGAAAGGCACUGUUGGGUAGACCAUUGAGGAUAAAUUUUGCUCUUGAGAAGGCCCGUGGUGUACCUGUUGUAGUUCCUCGACUUUCAGAUAUUGGACAUGUGAAUAGGCACUAAAAUUAAGAGAAAUGCUAUAUCCUCCCCAACAUCAAUCCCCCAAGCAUUUAAAGGUUGACGCGUGUCAAUUAUUUUACCAUAAAAUAUUUAUUUAGUUUAAUAAUUUAAAAUUUUGAGUAAUUCCGAACUUAAA